Messenger RNA from Castor canadensis (American beaver), 1597 nucleotides. It is a transcript of the gene Mkrn3, whose product is annotated as makorin ring finger protein 3. Lineage: Eukaryota; Metazoa; Chordata; Mammalia; Rodentia; Castoridae. Gene Ontology annotation, biological process: protein polyubiquitination. The record is from RefSeq and is a predicted model, not a curated record. Gene Ontology annotation, molecular function: ubiquitin protein ligase activity; metal ion binding.
AUGGAAGACGCUGCAGCUCCCGGUAAAGCCUACGAGGAGGCUAGGGCCGAGGCAGGUGCGGAGGCGGUGGGGGAGGGUGUGUCUGGUCCUAAUAUUUUGGGGUACCAGGCCUCCGGGGUGUCUGCGGCAGCCUCCCCAGCACCUCUCCAUGAGGCUGGGGUCCUGGACCCGCUUCUAGAGGCUCCCGGACCAGCCCAGCUCCGCUCCGGGCAAGCCCAGGCCCAAGGGGGCGUGGCCAGGCCUAGUUCACUUCCUGAGCACAGUGGAGGCAGCUGGACCAAGCAAAUCAUCUGCAGGUACUAUCUACAUGGUCAGUGCAAAGAGGGGGAGAACUGUCGCUACUCCCACGACCUCUCUAGGCGGCAGAAGGCCAGGGAGAGCCGUAAGUCGCCACCUCGGGCCUCUGCAGACAGAGGACCCAGUGCGGCUGCGCAGAGUGAGCCCCUGGCUCAGGAAAUGGCGGAAGUCCCGCCUGCUGCAUCCUCAACCUUGCCUCUGAUUGGCUCAGCUGUUGUCAGGGGUUUCUUUGACGCUGCGGCCGACAAUGCAGGCCUUGAAGCUGCGGGAGGCGCAGGUGCAGAAGGCUGGGUGGGGGCAAUUGAGUUUGUUCCCGGACAGCCCUAUCGAGGUCGCAUGGUCCCUUCGAGUGGUCCUGAGGCUCCUGUACAGAGCUCGGUGACUGAGAGGGAGCAGAUGGCCGUGGGCAUGGGGAUGCCGCUUUGCCGCUAUGCUGCCAGGGGCCAAUGCGUUCGUGGGGAGAGCUGUACAUACCUCCACGGAGAUAUAUGCGACAUGUGUGGGCUGCAGGCCUUGCACCCUACGAAUGCGCUCCAGAGGGAAGCCCAUGUAAGGGCCUGCGUUGACGCACACGAGAGAGAUAUGGAGCUCUCAUUUGCUGUGCAGCGCAGUAUGGACAAAGUGUGUGGCAUCUGCAUGGAGGUUGUGUAUGAGAAAGCCGACCCCAGGGAUCGCCGCUUUGGCAUCCUUUUCCGCUGUAAUCACACCUAUUGUCUCAGGUGCAUCCGCACUUGGAGAAGUGGCACACAGUUUGAGAACAGGAUCAGUAAAUCCUGCCCGCAGUGCAGGGUCUCCUCCGGCUUUGUCAUUCCUAGUGAGUUCUGGGUGGAGGGGGUGGAAGAGAAGGAGAAGCUUAUUCAGCAAUAUAAGGACGGAAUGAGAAACAAAGCGUGCAGGUAUUUUGCUGAAGGCAGGGGUCGCUGCCCAUUUGGACAGUUCUGCUUUUACAAGCAUGCAUACCCUGAGGGCUGGGGACGCCCAAGGCCAGGUGGUGGUGGUGGAGGACCAUCCAGCAUAUACUGGCAUCAAGUCGUGGAGCCUGUGCAAUUGCGCCAGGGCAGCGUGCUUUUUAAACGCCGCAGAAAGGAGCUUGCCACGCUUCGCCUGGCCCUUCUGUUGUUUAAGAAGUUUCUUUCCCUGAGAGAUGAUACCGUCUUCUCUGAUGAUCAGUUGCUCUUGCUUCAUUACCUGCUGGAAGACUAUUUCACUUUGAAUCUGUAACUUCGAGCUGUGGCAUGUGAUCUAGUCUCCUGAGGCUUUGUCUUCUGCUGUUGCCUGUUUUCUCUUUAUUGACUGACAA